This is a messenger RNA of Plenodomus lingam JN3, 627 nucleotides long. RefSeq lists its product as uncharacterized. The record is from RefSeq and is a predicted model, not a curated record. Lineage: Eukaryota; Fungi; Ascomycota; Dothideomycetes; Pleosporales; Leptosphaeriaceae.
AUGUCCUCCUCACCCACCACCACCACCAAGCGCAGCCUGAAGCCGUCACCCAUCGCCGCAAACCCACACCCUCCACACGCUGCGCCUGCCGAACUGCCUGGUUUACAGUCAGCCGUUUCCUUUACUACACAAGGCGCAGACGCCCACGCAGGCGCACAACCGUCGCUCGCAUCGCCUGCAGGCCGAAAGCGCAAGUCUGUAAGCCUCGCUCAGUCGCAAAAUCAGAUGGCAACCUCGUCAACUAGCGCAGACGCGCCAGCGAGUCAGCCACCACCUCCCCGGAGUACUGAUGUCGACGCUGGCGCGCAAGAACCCAAGGCCAAGAAGAGUCGAACGAAUACGCCUUGGACACCCGCCGAGGAGCUGCGGCUGAAACAGAUGAGAGAAGCUGGGAAUAGUUGGAGCGAGAUCGCAAAGACGUUUCCACAACGAACCGAGGGCAGUGUGAAGAAGCACUGGUACAAGGAUAUGCACUAUGCAGAGUUCGCGGAAGACGAAAGCGCUGCUUUGCUUGCCGCCAUCAAAGAGUACGACGCCAACAAGUGGAAGGUCAUUGGCCAAAAGGUGGGCAAACCAGCAAAGGCCUGCGAGCAGUAUGCAAAGGAAAACUUUGGUGGCAAGUACUAA